ACAAAGAAGAAAAAAUAACGCAGGUAGAGAGGCCGACUGAACAAAUUCGCCAAAUCAGAAAACUGCCGGUAGAGAGACGCCGCCGCCGCCAGAGUCCAGACGCCGCCCGGAUCCGACCCUCCAGCCUCCAGCUGACUCAAGGAAGUAUGAUGAGAGGCGGAAGAAGUCUAGUUUCUUCCAGACCAGCAUUCUCUAAUGACGGGAAGAAGCUUCUUCUCUGCACUGCCAACUCUGUGUCUAUUUUCAGCACAUUCACUGGCUUACAGAUUGGUGAGCUGGAAGGUCAUACAGCUUUGGUGACAUCAGUAAUUGUUGUGCCAGGAACAACAUCGAGCAAAAUACUGUGCUAUUGUUGGACGGCAUCACUUGAUGGUACAAUUAGAUACUGGGAUUUUGCAGUCCCUGAAUUGAUGAAGACUAUUUCCAUUAAUGCCCCAAUCCAUUCCAUGGUACUUCCAGCACUAGCAUGUCAACUUAUAGAGGGUGCCGAAAGACCUUUGGAUCAAUUUGCUUAUAUUUCUUCUCAAGAUAUGAAACAAAAAGAUGAGCAAGUUCCUAAGUGGCAGAUAUUAAAAUGUAACUUAACAAAGUCUCGUCUGUGUGGUGGAGUAAUAUUGGCAAAGAGCAAAAGGCCACAAUUAAUCACUGUCAGCCCCAGUGGGAAGUAUUUAGGGUUCUGCGAAAAGCACAAAAUUAGAAUAUGGAAAGUGCCGGCAAAAGACUCUGAUCAUGCAGUACAUAAAACAAUCAGAUUGCAUCAUACCAAAGAGUUAAACACUCUAGCUUUUCAUCCAAGUAAAAGAAUUGUAGCUGCGGGAGAUGUUACAGGAAGAAUUUUAAUAUGGAAGCAUUUUGGAGAAAGAAUGUUUUCUGUUACUGAUAAGUUGGAAAAUGGAGAUGUUAUGGAUGCAAAGGAGAGACCGGGAGUGAGAGGUGAUGAUGAUGCUGAUUUGUGCACCACAUGGCAUUGGCAUUCUACAGUGGUGAAGGUCUUGUUUUUUUCUUCUGAUGGUGCCUAUCUCUACUCAGGUGGCAGAGAAGGUGUUCUUGUUGUCUGGCAGCUAGACACCGGAAGGAAAAAAUUUGCACGGUUUGGGAGUCCACUUAAAUAUUUUACCAUCUCGUCUGAUCCUUCAUUAGCCUCGGUUUCUUGUGCAGAUAACACUCUUCAUUUGCUAAAACUACCAUCCAUGGAAAUACUAAAGACCAUAUCAGGGAUCCAGUUUCCCAGUUCAGCCCUAAAGACAUAUAAUGGUUCAAGCUGUGAUGCUGCCCUUGACUCUACAGCUGGGAUAGUUGCCAUUUGCACAGAAAAUUGCUGCAUCCAACUCUUUAGCCUGUUAGAUGAUCGCGAAAUUUCACUGGUCCGAGUCUGUGAAAGAAAUCAUCAACCUGGUGAUGAAAUCACGGUCAUAGUAAAUAUGGUGGCUCUCUCUCUAGAUGGCUGUACCAUGGCUACCAUAGAGACUAGGCUUCAUGAAGAAGGAAUUGGAGGCCUCAUUAGUUUAAAGUUCUGGACAAGUGGCUCUGAAAGCAAAGGCUUCAGCUUGUCCACUGUUAUAUAUGAACCACACAGGGAUGCGGGUGUUUCUGCAAUUACCUUCCGUCCUGCAGGAAAAAUGGCCGUGAGCUCUUCAUAUGGGGCUGACUUUAAAAUCUGGGUUUGCAGCAGUGGUGUUCAACUUGAGGAUCCAAUAAUUAAUGGUGGAUGGACAUGCCAUGCUGUUGGUUCAUACAAAAACAAGCCAAUGACAGCUGCUGCUUUUUCUGCUGAUGGUUCUGUUCUGGCUGUUGCUGCCGAAAGAGUUAUUACUUUAUGGGAUCCAGACAGGAAUGUGCUUGUGGCUACAAUUGGAGAGAGUUUUGAGCCAAUUUCUUCUCUGUCUUUUGUCGGGAAGUCAGAAUAUCUAUUGUCCUUGUCAAAAGGCUCUAAUCCACAAUUGUCUGUUUGGAGUAUGUCAAAGAUGUCUACAUCUUGGUCAUGCAAAAUGCAUGCAGAAGGUGUAUCAUGUGCUAUGGAUGGUUUGUCUUUUGCCGUUCUUGCACUUCUUUGUGAUCCAGCUAGGAAUAAGGCUGCUUCCAAUGAAGCAUCAUUGAAGGGCGUGGAUGGGGUAAUUUUAUUGUAUAAUGUUGAAACUCCUCUUCCUUUGGCUACUUGGUUUGUGAAGAAGGCUCGAGGGGGAAGGAUUAGUUUUGUUCUUCCAACCGAUAAAUCAGAAGCAGAUGGAAAACAGUUGCAGAUGCUAUGCUAUAUGAAUAGUGACCAUGAGUAUGUUCUCUUUGACCCGUACAGCGAGCAGCUGCACAAUCAAAAAAUUAUACAGAGACAGAGGCUUGUUCAGUCCAUGGAUGAAACCGGAAGAUUUGGAUAUGCAUCUAUUUAUGGGGAAUUGCCGGAGUUUGAUCUUAAGCCAAAUCAAACUUCACUAGUCUCAGCAACUCUACCAUCAGAAGGAAGAAGGCCUUGGGAAACCAUAUUUAGCGGCCCAUCUCAUGCUCUUCCUCCCCUUCCCAAAUUGUGUUCUUCAUUUAUCGAAUCUUUACUUGAAAGAAGGACCGCAGCUGUAGAGUGAGUGACCUCUCACCCGUAAUUUCUUCAGGGGAUCAAUCAAUCCGGCAUUGUAGUCUAUGAAGUUUGGCCCGCUGUGUUGGCAAAAUUAUUAUUAUUAGCAUUGUAUUUUAUUUAACUUUCAUUAUGGAAGCAAAUCUGUAAUCCCUAAGAAACAACAAAAUCUUUUUUUUUGAAAUAUUUUAAUGGAUCAUAUAUUGCAUUUUAUGAACUGUCGCGU
Molecule: messenger RNA, 2789 nt
Organism: Cuscuta campestris
Lineage: Eukaryota; Viridiplantae; Streptophyta; Magnoliopsida; Solanales; Convolvulaceae
Source: the annotation of a GenBank genome assembly